This is a messenger RNA of Phragmites australis (common reed), 1288 nucleotides long. Its product is annotated as calcium uniporter protein 2, mitochondrial-like. Gene Ontology annotation, biological process: mitochondrial calcium ion homeostasis; calcium import into the mitochondrion. The transcript has 2 exons. The record is from RefSeq and is a predicted model, not a curated record. Gene Ontology annotation, cellular component: uniplex complex; mitochondrial inner membrane. Lineage: Eukaryota; Viridiplantae; Streptophyta; Magnoliopsida; Poales; Poaceae. The coding region runs from base 169 to 1170 and encodes 333 amino acids. Gene Ontology annotation, molecular function: uniporter activity; calcium channel activity.
GGGGCAGAGCGGAGCCGCAGACGCAAACGCGCGGCGGUAUAAAUAGCCUCCACGCCCUCCUCCCACAAAUCCACCCCGAGUUCGAUUGACCCGUUCAUCUUCCGCCGAUUCGGAGCUCAUAGAAGUCGUGAACUAGAGAGAGAGAUCUGUUAAGCACCAGCAGCAGCAAUGGCGGCCGUGCUGAGGAGAGCCGUGGCGCAGCGCUGCGCGUCGUCGCCGGCGGCGGCGUAUGGGCUCCGGCGGCUCCUGCAGGAGCAGACGGCGUUCCGGCCCGCCGUGCCGCCCGACCGGUUCAUGCCCCUGGCCGACCGGAUCCGGGACCUAGGGGUCGGGUUCGCGUUCCCGCGGAUCAACCUCGACGGCCUCGUGCCGCCCGCGGCGCCGCCACCGACGGCUGCGCGAGCGGCGGCGGCGGCGGCGGCGGCACCGGCGGCGAGCCUGACGGUAGAGGAGGCGCGGAAGGUGCUGCGGGCCACGCAGAUGGAGGCGGCGCGCGCGCGGCUGCGUGCCUCCGGCGCCGGCGCCGUGCCGUACGCCGAGUACCUGCGCCUCUGCUGCGACGCCGCCGGGCCGGACGCGGGACCUUCCGUCGCGCGUGCGCUCGACGAGUCCGGAUCGGUCAUCGUGCUCGGCAAGACCGUCUUCCUCAGGCCCGAUAUGGUGGUCAAAGCAAUCGAGAAGGCCAUACCCGUCCGGCAAACUGCAUCUGUCACCGAGAAUGACCAGGCAAGGGAAGAGCUGAAGGCCAUGGAGGCGCAGAAGGCAGACAUCGACCGCGCCGCGGCGUCCCUGGUGCGCCGGGAGCUGUGGUGCGGGCUGGCGUACCUGGUCAUCCAGACGGGCGGUUUCAUGCGGCUCACGUUCUGGGAGCUGUCGUGGGACGUGAUGGAGCCCAUCUGCUUCUACGUGACGUCCAUGUACUUCAUGGCCGGCUAUGCCUUCUUCCUCCGGACCAAGAAGGAGCCGUCGUUCGAAGGCUUCUUCGAGAGCCGGUUCGCGGCCAAGCAGAAGCGCCUGAUGCAGGCCCGGGAUUUUGACCUCCGCCGGUACGACGAGCUCCGGCGAGCCUGCGGCCUGCUGCCGGCGCUCCAGGCCCCGAGCGCCUGCGCUCAGUCGUCGUUGCAACCGCAGGAGAGCGGCCAUUGCCAUUCUUACUGCCAUUGUCAUUGAUCUGUUAUUUUCAUUUUUUUUUUCAUGCCCAUUUUGUGGGGAUGAUUCGUGUACCGUUCUGAUGCGGAUGCAAAAACAUAAUCAUUGAAGAGAUGACGAGCAAAAUUUAAACUUGAAA